Molecule: messenger RNA, 963 nt
Organism: Alnus glutinosa
Lineage: Eukaryota; Viridiplantae; Streptophyta; Magnoliopsida; Fagales; Betulaceae
Exons: 2
Coding region: 1-963 (320 amino acids)
Source: RefSeq, a predicted model, not a curated record
AUGGAUUCAAACCAAGUCCCAUACUUCACCAAUCUUCUUAGUGCGGAUAAUGUUGAUGAUCUAUUCAUAGAAACUACAAGUACAAUGUUUGAACACGAAGAGCCUUCACCACAAAUGGAGGAGGAGGUUGAAGUCAUUGUUAAAAAACCAUUACGGGGUGGCCACUUCAGCAUGGACGAAGACAAUAUGCUGAUAUCUUCGUGGAUUGAAAUUACCAUGAAUGCGGUUCAAGGAAAUGAACAAAAACAUAAGAAAUAUUGGGGUAGAAUUUGGGAGUACUUUUAUAGGCACAAAACCUUUAAUUCGAACCGUAAUCUAAAAUCUUUAAUGAAUAGGUGGUCUGUGAUUCAACAAGCGAUUGGGAAGGCAAAACUCAUGUAUCACGAGCUUCAAGGGACGACAUUUCACUUUGAACAUUGUUGGUUAUUGUUGAGGUUUCAUCCAAAAUGGCUGGCUCAUAAAGAAACUAAUACAAAACCAAAGAAAAAAUCUGUUGUGAAAUCUCGUACUAAUACUCAAGAUUCAAUAAAUCUAGAGGAAGACGAGGCCUCACCCGAAGCUUUUAUAAACUUGGAGCGACCAAUAGGCCGAAAAUCCAAAAAGAACAAACGAAAGAAUACCGAAAAAACGAAUCCAGGUGUUGUUGUGAUAUUGAAUGACAUAAAUGAAGACAAGAAGAAGAAAACAAGACUAUUUGUGGAAGCACGUGAGCAGGACAAAGAGAUGUUUCUUCUUAAGAAAGAGGAAGUACGCCUUAAGCAAGAGGAAGUGCUCUUUAAGCAAGAUGAAGUCCGCCUUAGAGAUGGGGGAUUGCGCUUGAGAGAAAAAGUGCUUCGGUUGAAAGAAGAGAGAGAGGAAAAAGAGUUUAUGUUCAUGGAUACAAGUUAUUUAGAUGAAGAUGGGCAAGAAUAUGUUCGUCGAAGCAAAAAGGCAAUCCUUGAAGGUCAAAAAGACAAUCCUUGA